AUGCGCCAGUUACAAAACUUCAGUGCUGUCUUCAGCCAGAUGUUCCCUGGAAAGCCAAAGUUUAGCACCGAAGAAAUACCCGACUUAUCUGGGCGAGUGGUCAUCGUCACUGGGGGAAAUGUCGGUAUUGGUAAAGAGACAAUCAAGGUUUUAUUGGAGCAUAACGCCAAGGUCUACAUGGCGACACGAAGUGAAGAGAGAGCAAAUGUUGCCAUUAAAGAGUUGAAGCAACUUACCAAAAAAGAGGCGAUCUUCUUGAAGCUUGAUCUCAGCAGCCUUGUGUCUGUUCGUGAGGCGGCUCGGGCAUUUUUGCAACAGGAGAACAAGCUACACAUUCUGUUUAAUAAUGCCGGAGUAAUGUGGUGUCCGCACGAAAUGAUCAGCGCUGACGGGUACGAUAUGCAAUUCGCCACCAACGUGAUGGGUCACUACUAUUUCACCAAGCUACUCAUGCCCGCCUUGCUCGCGGGCAGGGAUACUUCGCCAGACCGUCACACUAGAGUUAUCACGACGUCCUCCUCGGGCGCAUACAUGGCGACCCUCAACUUCGACAGCUUGAAGGAUGGUCCCAAGCGCAAAAAAGUUACGACAGAGACGCUAUACUACCAGAGCAAGUUUGCAAAUGUGGUCGUCAGCCGUCAAUUUGCAAAACGCUUCGGCGAACAAGGUGUCAUCUCUAUCUCCGUUAAUCCAGGUACGGUCGACACUGAACUGUUGCGCCACACCUCCCCGCGGUCGCGCUCGUUCAUGCGAGCAACAUUCUUGAUGCCCGCUCCGUGGGGCGCGCUCACGCAGCUUUGGGGAGGAACGAUGCCAGAAGCAUUGAAGGCGAACGGAGAGUUCUUGAUUCCGUGGGCGAAGGUUGGGAAGUGUCGCCAAGAGGCGUACGACGAUGAGCUCGGAAGCAAGCUCUGGAAGUGGCUCGAGGAGCAAGUUCGACCCUACCAGGGCUAA
Fibroporia radiculosa is the source of this 954-nucleotide messenger RNA. RefSeq lists its product as uncharacterized. The transcript has 10 exons. The record is from RefSeq and is a predicted model, not a curated record. Bases 1 to 954 code for a protein of 317 amino acids. NCBI's taxonomy places the organism in Eukaryota, Fungi, Basidiomycota, Agaricomycetes, Polyporales, Fibroporiaceae.